AUGGCAUCAAAAAAACCUGGUGCUGUUUCAGCACUCUUAAAAAAAACUCUCAAACGAAAGGAACCUGAGGAUGAUGAACUUCCUGAACUUCCCAGAUGCAGAAAUAAAAUUUUAGGAAAAUUAUCAGAAAGUAUAAUUAGUCUAACUAAUGAGAUUAAAAAAUUAAACACAUCUCAAACUAAUAUGGAACAAAAAAUUAUUCGUGACAACAUUAGACGUAAUUUGUUUAUUCAAGAUAAAUAUCCAAAUGAUAUUAAAACAGAAAAAUUUUGUAGAGAUAUUCUUAUGAAAUUAUAUCCAUCUAAUUCCACCUAUUCUGACAGAACUAAAUGGGAUACUUUUUGGUGUAACUUUAGAACACAUGCUUUAGAUAUGAUUCGAGUUUUAAGAGAAAAUACAGUAAAAAGCAUUUAUCACCAAUUUAAUGAAAUUUUUGAAAAUAAAGCUAAAAUUGCUAUAGCAAAAGUGGAAAGUGAUUUGAGUACCCAGCGUGCACUGUAUUUUCUUAAAACAAUUAAAAGUGAUGAUGAAAGAACGUACCUUAAUAUUAUAACUCUAAAUGUAUUUAACUAUGAUAAAGGUAGCUUAAAAGGAACAAAUACUGAAGAUUAUUUUUCACCUGAACAAGAAGAAAAUGAUAUAUAUCAAGAAGAAAACAAUGAAAAUGAAGAUUCAAUUUAUAUUAAUGAUAAUUAA
Messenger RNA from Diversispora eburnea, 696 nucleotides. Lineage: Eukaryota; Fungi; Glomeromycota; Glomeromycetes; Diversisporales; Diversisporaceae. The record is from the annotation of a GenBank genome assembly.